This is a messenger RNA of Tilletiopsis washingtonensis, 2704 nucleotides long. RefSeq lists its product as hypothetical. The record is from RefSeq and is a predicted model, not a curated record. Gene Ontology annotation, cellular component: site of double-strand break. The coding region runs from base 260 to 2560 and encodes 766 amino acids. The transcript is spliced from 2 exons. NCBI's taxonomy places the organism in Eukaryota, Fungi, Basidiomycota, Exobasidiomycetes, Entylomatales.
CCUCGCUGCACGCCGCACGCUCCUUGCCCCGCACUCUCGCUCCCGCCCCGACACCUGUUCCGCGUCCUGCUCAUUCUACGACCGCCUUCCACACCGCCCGGCGCCGCGACCCAUCGGCAUCUGCCCGCGCACGCGACCCGCGACGUCGCCUCGCCCGCAGACGGCUCGUUGCUGCGUCUGACCUGCGCCGCCUGGCCGCCCGUGCAGGUGCGCCCCGGCUGCGGCUGCGCAGCGGGCUGCAGCGAGGCGUGGCGCUCUCAUGGCGCAGCGGCGUCCGUCGCGCCUCGCCGAGCACGUCACGCCCGCCGAGACGUCCGGCGCCGCACACGGCCUGGCGCUGCGCUCCGAUGACGGGCACGGCGGCAUGCCGGCGGCGACGGCGGCGGCGGCAGGGCGCAGGCCGUUUGCCACGACGCUGUCUGAUUUCCGCUUGACGGCUUCGCCGACGACGGCCGCCUCGCCGAUCAACAUUCCCGCGUCGCCGUCGCUGGCGCGUCCGGCGCCCGACCCCUCGUCGGAACAUCCCAACCCCUUUGUGCGCCGCGCCGCAGCGGCGGCGGCGGGCACGCGCUCCGGCGGGCGUCUGCGGCGCAGCAGCAUGCUGGGCAACGAGGUCAUCGCGCCCGCCCACGAGCGCACAGCAGACGCCUCGCCCAGUCCGCCGCGCGCGGCAGUGUCUGCGGCGCCCGUCUGGCCCUCUGCCGCAGAUGCAGACAUGAGCGACGCCGCACCCGACGGCGACGACCGCCCAGGCUCCAGCGUGCUCGGCGCUGCAGGCCGGGCCUCGCACUCAGCGCAGGUCCGCGCUGGUGCCUCGAGCCCCUCGCCGGCGCUGACCGCGUUCCACCGGCGUCGCAUGCCGCAGGCGCUGGCGGCGCACCGGCCGAGCCGCGGCACGCGGACACCCAACUCGGCCGGCUCGUCGUCGUCCUUCAGCUCGGCGCGCUCUGCCAGCGAAGGCGUCGAGGCGCCGCCGGUGCCGGAGAGCGCCGCGCGUGGCGCCGCCUCGGCGUGGAACGAGGCCCCACUCGUGCCGACCGUGGGCGACAUGGACGGCAUCGCCGGCUCACGCGUGUGGGAGGACGGCGGCGACGAGGACAUGGCGUCUGGGAGCGACAGCAAGUCACCGCAGACUGCGUCGUCCCCCGGCGGACGCUGGUCGCGCGGCGCGACCGUGCCGCCGCGCACUCCGCCGCCGCACGCUGCCGACGAGGCCGACACGGCGGAGCGUGCCGAGCGCGACACUGCGCGCUUUGGCACCAGUGCCAGCUCCGUCGGCGGCAGCACGCCGGGCGGGUCUGCGACGCGAACUGGCGUGGUGCGCCGCGCGGUGCACCGCCGCGCCAACCUCUUGCCCAAGGAUCGCAGCAUCGCGCGAGUCAUCGCUACGCUACAGGACGAGUCGCGCCCCACAGACAGCGAGCUGGCUUCCGAAGCGAAGCUGGCGCGCCGCCUCGGCGGCGAAGACUCGCCGCUGCCGCCCAACCCGCGCUUUGCCCGCGCAACGUCGCCGUUCGUCGCGUUCGGCGGCGGCAGUCCCGGCCUCGGCUUUGGUUGGCGCGCAGGCUCGGCGUGGUCGCGCCACGAGGACGACUCGGCGCUUGAGGGUGUGGGCUUCGGCAGCGGCGACAACAGCUGCCCGAGUAGCGACGACGAGGCCAUGUCCUCGUCGGCGCGCCGGCGCGCUGUCGAGAGCGACGAGGAGGUCAUGUCGGAUGGCAACCGCUCUGCGCGCAGCAGCGGCCUGGCCAUGGCCGGCGACACGUCCAGUCCCGCGCCAGGCUCAAUGGCCGCUCCGCCGCUCAGCUCCUCGGCCUCGGCGCGGCGCGGCACGCUCUGGAUGGGCUUUCGAGACGGCCGCACACGCGCCAGCCCUGGCGCCGAUCGCUUCCUGCGGCAGCGCACGCCUGGCUCGAGCUCGAUGGACAUCGAGAUCGCAAACGCUGGUGCGGGCGGCUCGCCUGGGCUUUGGGGCCGCUCGGCGAAGCGCAAGAUGGGCGCCGAAGAGCGCUACGACCCCUACGCUUCGAGCGCGUACAAGCGCCGCGCCGUCAGCCCGGCCACGCUGCUCACGAGCGGGCCUGGCCUCGUCAGCCCGAGCCUCGUCGCUUCUGCGGCCGGCUCGGGGUCGCUGCCCGUGCCGACGCCCCUCUCCAUUCCCUCGCCGACGAUCAGCUUCUCGGCUGCCAUGAGCAGCGCGGCCGCGUCUCGCGGCGGCGGGCCUUCGUACUUCACGCACGCGCGCCAGCCUGGCAGCGGCGCCCGCGGCCACUCGCGCAGCGGCAGUCCGGCAACGCGGCCAUCCACCCCUACGGGUGGGCCUGCGCCGGGCUUCGCAGGCUUUGGCGGCGCCGGCCCCUCGCCGUCGCUGCUGAGCACGUCGGCAGGCAGCGCGGCACAGGCAUCCGGCUCGGGCCCAGGCUACGGGAGCGGCGCGCUCGGGCUGAGCAUCGGCGGCAACUCGGCCGUCGCGAGCGGCAAGGUGCGCCUGUACCGCGACGAGGAGGACGGCGAGGAGAUGGACGAGGGCGUCAACGCCAUGACCCUGGACCCGGACUAGCGAGUCUGACGCAGCAGCACGCUCGAUGCCUCGACCCUCGUGCCCCUGCAACCCCACGCCCCACUGCAUUCCUGGCCGCCUGCGCUUCUCUGUCACCCUCGGUACCCAUGUGAUCGCGUACUGCAUCGUAAUACACUCAUCGCC